AUGUAUUAUAUAACUUGUUCGUUGUUGUUCCAGCAGCAAAUGGCUGAGGCUAUCCUCCUCGCGGUGUCAAAGAUUGGGACAGUGGGUUUAAAUGAAGCAGUCUCAUCUGUCAUGGAAAAGUUGUCAAGGAAGGUUGAUAAUCUAAAGGAACUGCCGUUAAAGGUGAAAAGAAUUGAGAAAGAGCUGAUGACGAUGAAUGCUGCAAUUCAAGAUUUAGGUACCACACAUCUGAGCAACAAUGUGAUCAAGACUUGGAUUGCACAUGUGAGGAAGCUGGCCUACCAUGUGGAGGAUGUAAUUGACAAGUAUUCGUAUGAGGCCCUCAAGCUCAAGGAAGAAGGCUUCCUUAAUCGUUACGUCGUGAGAGUUGCACCCCAUGUAAAGGUUUUCAGUAAGAUUGCUGAUGAGGUGGUAGAGAUCGAGGAGGAGAUCCGGCACGUCAAAGAACUGCAGAGAGAAUGGAGUGGCACAAUCCACCUCUCCAAAAAUGAGCAUGUGGAACCUGAUCGUAGGUGGUCUGGAAGCUGCUAUCCAGAGCUUGUUAGUGAUGAGGAUCUUGUGGGAAUUGAGGAGAACAGGAGCAAGUUGACCGAAUGGCUGGCCACUGAUGAGGAAGAAAGCACCGUGAUCACAGUUUCUGGUAUGGGAGGCUUGGGGAAAACCACCCUUGUGAAAAAUGUGUAUGAUCGGGAGAAAGCCAAGUUCCCUGAUGCACAUGCUUGGAUUGUGGUGUCCCAGGCAUAUGAUGUGGUUGAUCUGUUGGGGAGGUUGCUCUCCGAGAUACGGCGGCACACGGAGAAGUUGUCGUCACUGCCGCCUGUGGUAACAGGCGGCAAAGAAAAUGUAUAUGAGUUAACAGAGGCAAUAAAGAAGACACUCCAAGACAGGAGAUGCCUGGUGGUGCUUGAUGAUGUGUGGGACAAAAAAGCAUACACGCAGAUGUGCAGUGCAUUCCAGGGCGUCCAAGGAAGUCGUGUUAUCAUCACAACACGCAAGGAAGACGUUGCGUCUCUCGCUCCCCUGAGACGUCGCCUGCUACUCCAGCCAUUGGGCAGAGCCGAGUCAUUCAAGCUGUUCUGCUCUAGGGCUUUCCACAACAUCCCUUAUCGCAACUGCCCCCCAGAGCUCCAGACGGUGGCCGUUGCUGUUGUUGAGAGGUGCCAUGGCCUGCCAUUGGCCAUUGUAUCUUCAGGCAGCCUAAUGUCCACGAAGCUACUGACGGGUGACGCCUGGAACCAGAUGUACAAUCGUCUCCAAAGCGAGCUGCGUGACAACGACCAUGUGCAGGCUAUACUUAACCUAAGCUACCAUGACUUGCCAGGUGAUCUCAGGAAUUGCUUCCUGUACUGCAGCCUGUUCCCUGAAGACUAUGCCAUGCCGCGGGAGAGCCUGGUGCGGAUGUGGGUUGCCGAAGGGUUUGCAACCCAGAAAGACAACAGCAGCACGCCCGAGGAAGUUGCCGAGUGGAAUCUCAUGGAGCUCAUCGGCCGCAACAUGCUGGAGGUUGUGGAGAGGGAUGAGCUCAACAGGGUCAGCACCUGCAAGAUGCAUGACAUUGUCCGCGACCUGGCUCUUGCCGUUGCUAAAGAGGAGAGGUUUGGAUCCGCUAAUGACCAGGGCGAAAUGAUGCGCAUGGAUAGAGAGGUCCGGCGGUUCUCAACAUCUGGUUGGACAGACGGUAGCACGGCUGCUGCAGGAGUGGAAUUCCCACGGCUCCGGACUGUCAUCUCACUCAGCGCGGCUUCCUCCUCUGCCAACAUGAUUUCCUCGGUUCUGUCCGGAUCCAACUACCUCACCGUUCUCGAGCUCCAAGACUCUGCAAUCAACCAAGUGCCGGCGUCCAUCGGGAAUCUGUUCAAUCUACGCUACAUCGGCUUAAGGCGCACCAAUGUUCAGUCACUGCCAGAUACCGUCGAAAAGCUCUCUAACCUUCAGACACUAGACAUCAAGCAGACGAGAAUAGAGCAUCUUCCACCAGGAAUUGUCAAGGUCGACAAGCUACGUCACCUCUUGGCUGACAGGUUUGCUGACGAGAAGCAGACGGAGUUCCGCUACUUCAUAGGAGUGGAAGCACCUGAAAUGAUCUCCAACUUGCAAGAGCUGCAGACUCUUGAGACCGCUCAUGCCAGCAAAGACCUGUCCCUGCAGCUCAAGAAGAUGAGUAAGCUGCAGACCGUCUGGAUUGACAACAUCAAUGCAUCCAACUGUAAAGACCUUUUCGAUGCCCUGUCAAGUAUGCCCCUACUCUCGAGCUUACUCCUUUCUGCAUCUGAUGAGAAGGAGAUAUUUAGCUUCCAAGCCCUCAAACCGGUUUCCAAGAUGCUCCACAGGCUAAUCAUCCGAGGUGGCUGGGCCGAUGGGACACUCAAGUGCCCGAUAUUUCAGGGCCAUGGGAAGUAUCUCAGGUAUCUGGCUCUAAGUUGGUGUGAUCUUGGGAAAGAAGACCCGCUGCAGCAGUUAGCAUCUCAUGUGCCAGAUCUCACUUAUCUCAGCCUUAACCGGGUGAGCAGUGCUGGCAUAUUGGUUCUUUCUGCAGACUGCUUUCCACAGCUCAAGACCCUCGUCUUAAAGAACAUGCCCAAUGUCCAGCAAUUGGUGAUUGAAAAGCGUGCCAUUCCAUGCAUUGACGGGAUCUACAUGGUGUCACUCCAGGGGAUGAGUAUUGUCCCUCAAGGCAUUGAAUUCCUUAGAUCCUUGAAGAAGCUCUGGAUGCUGCAUCUGCACAGGGACUUCAUGGCUCAGUGGAUUCAGAACCAGAUGCACUACAGGAUGAAGCAUGUUCCAGAGCUCCGUAUCUAG
Molecule: messenger RNA, 2799 nt
Organism: Lolium rigidum
Lineage: Eukaryota; Viridiplantae; Streptophyta; Magnoliopsida; Poales; Poaceae
Product: disease resistance protein RPM1-like
Exons: 1
Coding region: 1-2799 (932 amino acids)
Biological process (GO): defense response to other organism
Molecular function (GO): ADP binding
Source: RefSeq, a predicted model, not a curated record